Messenger RNA from Trichoplax adhaerens, 591 nucleotides. RefSeq lists its product as hypothetical. Gene Ontology annotation, biological process: Rho protein signal transduction. Gene Ontology annotation, cellular component: membrane; cytoplasm; cytosol. NCBI's taxonomy places the organism in Eukaryota, Metazoa, Placozoa, Uniplacotomia, Trichoplacea, Trichoplacidae. The transcript has 5 exons. Gene Ontology annotation, molecular function: protein binding; Rho GDP-dissociation inhibitor activity. The coding region runs from base 1 to 591 and encodes 196 amino acids. The record is from RefSeq and is a predicted model, not a curated record.
AUGGCUGAACAAGAAGAAGCUGAUAUAGCCCCUGAGGAAACCCCAGGAUAUAAAGCACCCGAAAUGAAAUCGAUCGAAGAGAUUCAAAAUCUGGAUAAGGAGGAUGAAAGUUUAGUACGAUAUAAGCAAGCUCUGCUUGGCGCCGCGGCGGCCGGUGGAAACGUUGGAGAUUCUUCUGAUCCCCGAAAAGUAAUUGUUCAAAAAAUCUCUCUAGUUGUCGAAGGUCGCGAUGACUUCUCCUUAGAUCUCACAGGUGAUAUAUCCAAACUGAAAGAGCGGGCUAUUACGAUUAAGGAAGGAUGUGAAUAUCGGAUCAAAAUCUCUUUUAAGAUUCAACAUGAAAUCGUGUCAGGAUUAAAAUACAUGCAAGUCGUAUCACGAAAAGGCAUCAGAGUGGACAAAAGUUCCUACAUGGUUGGUAGUUAUGGACCAAGUCCUAAUAGUCAUCAUUACACAACCCCUGUUGAAGAAGCACCGAAAGGUAUGCUUUCGCGUGGACACUACUCAGUUAAGAGUAAAUUCACUGAUGACGAUAAAAAUAUCUAUUUAUCGUGGGAAUGGUCAUUCGAUAUUAAAAAAGACUGGAAUUAG